Molecule: messenger RNA, 776 nt
Organism: Cavia porcellus (domestic guinea pig)
Lineage: Eukaryota; Metazoa; Chordata; Mammalia; Rodentia; Caviidae
Gene: Ppp1r14d
Product: protein phosphatase 1 regulatory inhibitor subunit 14D
Exons: 4
Coding region: 95-535 (146 amino acids)
Biological process (GO): regulation of phosphorylation
Cellular component (GO): cytoplasm
Molecular function (GO): protein serine/threonine phosphatase inhibitor activity
Source: RefSeq, a predicted model, not a curated record
CCUCCUUCCUGCUCACCUCUCCCUCCUCGCUGCCCUCCUCAGUCCACGCUCUGACUGCCAGCUUCCCCAGCUCAGCACCCAACCCGGUCCUCCCAUGCUGUCACCAAGGCCUCGAUCCUGCACAUCUCCCGACGCGGACAGGGAGAACCCAGGCAAGAAGAUUCAGUGGACUGCAGAGCGGAGGAGGAGGACGUCAUCCACGGACUCAGAGUCCAAGUCCCACACAGACCCCUGCAGGCUGGCCAGGUCCCGGAGACACAGCCGGCUGACGGUGAAGUACGACCUGGGGCAGCUGCAGCGCUGGCUGGAGAUGGAGCAGUGGGUAGAUGCGCAGAUUCAGGAACUCUUCCAGGAUCAAGCAGAACCUUCUGAGCCAGAGAUUGACCUGGAGACUCUCCUGGAGCUGUCCACAGAGGAACAGAAGAUGCAGUUGGAGGGCAUUCUCCAAAACUGCCCCCGCCCGACCGAGGAUUUUAUCUCUGAACUGCUCAGUCAACUCAAAAAACUUCGGAGACUCAGCCGGCCUCAGAAAUAAGCCUGGAGAGGCCAUCCUCAGCAGCCUCCGCACUGCCAGGCCUUCAGGACCUCCUGGAUCCUAGUUGGGUGGGAAGCACCUCCUUGGGAUCCAAAUAAGGACCAAGGACAAUGAAGGACACUCGCACACCUCUAGCGUAUGUACAGUCACAGCAGGUUCUCUCGGCUGUGCUCAGAGCCAGUACUAGCUGCUGUCCAUGCUUUCCUCAGCAGCUGUGUGGAUAAAAUCCUAAGGAGCCCUA